GACUGAGCGCAGCACAGCAGUGUGUACGCCACAUCUCGUAGGGAGGAGGAGCCGCAGUAGACCCCCCUCCCCCGCCUCUUCUCCCGGUAGUGCAGUCCGGCAAUGGCGCUGCCCUGUGUGAGCCGGCUCCAGGCUCUGCGGCUCUCCUCCAGGACCCCGCUGUUCAGGUGCCUGUGUAGAUCCAGCAGCCAUCAAGCAGCAGAUGUUAAAGCCAUUGACGAGAUAGACAUUCCCCGGAAGAAGACCUGGGACAAGACAGCCGUAUUGCAGGCUCUCGCCUACACAGUGAACCAUGAUCCAACAUCUGCCGCGUAUAUUUUUCAAGAUGACCCUUUCCUCCUUCCAAAAUCCUACAUCGACUGUAACAUAUUUUCCAUGUCCAAAGAAUCGGGGAAAAAUGCAGCAAAGUACAUCCUGAACAUGUACCCCAACCUCUUCCAGAAUGACAUCGCCGAGCCCCACAUUCCAUGCCUGAUGCCUGAGGACACCCAGACACUGAUUGAAGGUGUCAGUGAGGAAGCCCUAAAUGAACGCAUCAAGCUUAGAAGAGUUAAAGAAUCCGUGGAGAUGUACGACAAUCUUCUUCAAAGCGGAACAACACCUUCUUUGGAGACCACAAACAGACUUCUAGAUCUUCUGUGCUUCUAUGGGGAUAGAGAUCCCUUAUCGAGUGAACAGAAGCUGGAGGAUGAGGAGAGGGAGGAGAAUGGAAAUGAGACCAAUAAGAAGAAAGGCGAUUCCAGAAACACUCCUGCUCUACCAACUUGGAGAGAGAACAACAACGCCGAGAGGAUUUUCAGCCUGAUGCCGGAAAGGAACGCUCACUCUUACCGUACCAUGAUCCGGGGAAUGGUGAAGCACGGGGCCUUCGCCAAGGCGUUCAGCAUGUACACAGACCUUCUAAACAACAGGCUUACUGGAGACGUGUACACUUUCAAUGCGCUGAUAAUGGCUGCUCCUCAUGUCAAGAAAGAAAUCAAGGCCAAGUCUACUCUUAUUUUGGACAUGUUACAUCACAUGGUUCAGCAAAAGGUUCAACCAAACAUACUGACUUUCAACGCCGCCCUAAAGAGCUUGCAGAAGAUCGGGCGUGUCAUGAAGUCAGUGGCGCUGAGAACAUAUACGGAGAUGAAAGCACUCAAUAUAGAACCGAGUCUUGCAACAUAUACUCAUUUGCUGGGAGUUUUCUAUUCUUAUGGUGACGCAACAGGACAGGCUCAAAUUUUGUCUGAAAUCCUGGAGGAGACGGCGGGGAAGAGCUUCACAGCCCAAGAUCCGGAUGAUGUGUACUUUUUCCUUGACGCCAUGAAAAUCUGCGUAGAAGCAAAGGAUCUGGAAUUGGCAUAUAAAGUGCAUGCGCUGCAAACUACUGAAGAGAACUGGAAACUGCUGGGGAAGCACAUCAUGCAGAUUACAUACUACGAUAGGCUAUUUAACAUCAUCUGUCUGAUGGAAAGUUUUGACGCCGUCAUGAAAUGGUACCGGGAGCUGGUCCCUUCGCGGCUUUAUCCCAGUAUAGGCGGAUUUGUCAAUCUCCUGCGGGUACUGGAGAUGGAGAACCGCUUAGAUCUCUUACCUCAGAUCUGGAAAGAUGUCAAGCUGGUGGGGCACAACAACAAGGUGGUUCUGGUUGAAGAGUUCCUUAACCUGAUGGUGAAAGACAAAAUGGAAUCUCAGCUGCAGGCGGCGUUUGCUGAUGUCACUGUGGACAUGAAAUCAACGUUUGACACUCGAGAUCAGCUAAAGCAUCUGUUGAAGGUGCAUGCACUGGGCAAUAUGGCCAUACUGCUGUCCAGAGACGGGAGGCUGGAGGAAGCUUGGAACAUACUGAAGACCUUCAAAGAGAAGAAUCUGGUUCCACGGCUGGCUGUAAUCGAGGAACUAUUGGACAGCGCUAAAGCUACAGGCAGAACAAGUGCAGCCAUAGAUCUAGUGCAGCUGGCAGUAAGCUUCAGUUUGCCAAACACAGCGGAGAUUGCCCAGCGCGUUCUGGAUGAGUUCACUGUGUCUGAGGAACAAAGGAUCGCUCUACAAGACCUGACAAAUAGCAGCAGUAGUAGUAGUAGUAGUAGCAGUGACAGUGACCGGGAGUAAGGCUAUACCUGUACAUUGGCGGCUGUACACGUCUGGCUCUGGAUACACUCAUUUUCACAAAAAAGCUGUAGAAGUCUGCUGCUGUUAUGAACAGAGACAUUUCAUUACUUGUGAAUAUACAUUGUUUGUUUUCAACAUAUAUUUUGAGCACUCGGCAUCCAGUGAGAUGAACCUAUAAUAAAAAGUGUUUUCUGGUU
Pseudophryne corroboree (corroboree frog) is the source of this 2291-nucleotide messenger RNA. RefSeq names its product pentatricopeptide repeat domain 3 (gene PTCD3). The record is from RefSeq and is a predicted model, not a curated record. Gene Ontology annotation, molecular function: rRNA binding; protein binding; ribosomal small subunit binding. The coding region runs from base 103 to 2094 and encodes 663 amino acids. The transcript is spliced from 24 exons. Gene Ontology annotation, cellular component: mitochondrion. Gene Ontology annotation, biological process: mitochondrial translation. NCBI's taxonomy places the organism in Eukaryota, Metazoa, Chordata, Amphibia, Anura, Myobatrachidae.